CAGGUCAGAGUCCUCGGGUUCAUCUGCUGGUUCGGCUCUAGGCUCCAGCCAGCCACACAUUCGUGCCAUUUACUGUAUCGGGCCUGUCAUUGUUCGUCUGUGUGACACUCCUUAACUCCUCGAGUCUUGCGUCAGGCUCGAUUCGCAGCUUUAGCAGCAGCAGAUGUAAGGACCUAUUUUGUGGUACCCUUAUGUGACGCAGCAGAUCCUCCCUCGAUUGCUAAGUUUUAUCCUUCAGCUCGCUCCGUCAGAUCUCGCUACUAACCUAAUCGCUGCUCGUUUGGCUAGUAGAGAGCUUGUUCAGUUGCUUUUCGUGCUGCUGCCGCUGCCUUCGCUGCAUCUGCUGCUGCUACCGCAUCGCGCUUCGGUUGACCAAUCCCGCGCGAGACUCUUGCGAAGGUAGUGUGAGAGAAACCGAAGGAUCUUCCCCGUUGAAGCUUCGUCGGCUGGGACCACACUUUUGCUGCCGAAACGCCGGGCGGAUCGAGCCUUGCUGACCGUUGGAUCAAAUCAACUUGCGAAUUCAGCAGCGUCCUCGAUGUUGGCAGGGGGAAACGGAGCCGUUUUGGCUCAGCGGUUUCAGUAUUUCCUCGAUAAGUCGACCCCACAUUAUGGGCACAGAUGGAUCGCCACACUCGUAGUCGCCCUCAUCUACACCAUUCGCGUGUACUUCCUACACGGGUACUACAUCAUCACCUACGGGCUCGGCAUAUACAUGCUGAAUCUGCUCAUCGGCUUCCUCUCCCCUCAAGUUGACCCGGAGGCCGAGGGGCCAGUGCUGCCAUCCAAGGGCAACGAUGAGUUCAAGCCCUUCAUCCGACGGCUACCAGAGUUUAAGUUCUGGUACGCAAUGACCAAGGCGUUCGUCAUCGCGUUCACGAUGACCUUCUUCCCCAUCUUCGACGUGCCGGUCUUCUGGCCCAUUCUGCUCAUGUACUGGUUCACGCUCUUCGUGCUCACCAUGAAGCGCCAGAUCCGCCACAUGAUCAAAUACAAAUACGUCCCAUUCUCCUUUGGGAAGCAGAAGUACAAGGGGGGUAAGAAGCCCGCGAGCAGCGAUGACGAUGCUGUGCCCAUUACUAAGUCAACUGCCCUCCCUGCCAAGGUGAAGGAUUAGUGCAUGCACACACUCCUUGAGAAGGCGUUCAACUUCUAUCGGUUUCUACUCUUUCUCAAGCAUACCUAUUACCUACUGCCCGGCCUCCGUCUUGUGCUUUGGUCCCUUCAUUACGCUUAGCUUCAAGCUUCUGGGUUGAGUUGAGUAGCAUAGCAUGCGAUGCCAAGGUCCCAUGGAAAAUAGCGAUUCAGAAAGUUCUGCCGUUGAAGAACCAGCACGACAUGAGUGUUGAGCAUUUUAUGCCAGGAGAGAGCUUGAUGCAUAUAUUUUAUAUCGUAAUUAUGUUGCCAAAGUC
Messenger RNA from Closterium sp. NIES-67, 1412 nucleotides. Lineage: Eukaryota; Viridiplantae; Streptophyta; Zygnematophyceae; Desmidiales; Closteriaceae. The record is from the annotation of a GenBank genome assembly.